GCAGGACACUAAGGUACACGUGCAUUCUUCCUCCUACAAAUAUAGCCCUACGCCCACACCACGAUCCCAUCCCCAUCCCCAUCUCCCUCCCUCUCCAUCAUCUCCUUUCUCGCCGGGCGCCGGACGGCUGCCCCCGCAGGCUUCGCGGCCAUGAAGCUUCCUCCGGCUGUUGCGUGUCUUCUCCUCCUCGUCGUCGUCUUUGCUGCUGCACGUGUGGAGGCCCGAGGCACACCUUCUUCAAAGCGGUCGAAGAACCAAUGGUCCAGCAUGUUUGUCUUCGGCGACGACUUUGUCGACAACGGCAAUGUUCCAAACAACAUUGGUGAAAAGACAUCACGUCAAUGGAGCUACCAAUACGGCUCCUAUCUCAACACUCAUUAUGCUACGUCUCCUGUUUUGGCCGGGCGCUUCUCCAACUACAGGAUGCAAUCAGAUUUUAUCGCAAGGAUGUUGGGCCUCAAUGAAGCCCCUCCAGCGUACGAGCUCACAUCAGAUCAAUCUUCUGACUCAUCUGGCAUGACCUUUGCUUUUGGGGGCGCUGGUGUCUUCAAGGUGAAGACCAAGAAGGUGCCGACCCUUGCCGCACAGGUACAAACUUUCAAGAGGCUUGUCAACGACGGGGUCAUCUCAACACAUCAGCUUCACCACUCCGUCGCGCUCAUUGCCAUCUCCGGCAAUGACUACAUGAGCGACUCCGACAUUGAGACCGGCUUCCACACAAGCUUCGAUGAUCUCGACACUUACAUCGGAAACGUGGCGACUGAGAUCCUAGAUAACGUGGCACAACUUCAGAUGCUUGGGGUGAGAAAAGUGCUAGUAAACAAUUUGCAUCCCAUUGGUUGCACGCCUUUGCAUACUAGUUCGAACAACUACACCACAUGCGACCUUCUUGGCAAUUAUGGCGCGUCCGUCCACAACAAGUAUCUAAAGCAAAUGCUUGACGAAAGGGAUGACGUUCACAUUCUGGACCUCUACUCAGCCUUCACUGACAUCGUCAAUCACGCCCCUGGUGGAGGAUCGGAUCAGUCCAAGGAUUUUGAUGGCAAGCUGACCCCAUGCUGCGAGAGUACCGAUGAGGGAGGGUUCUGUGGAGAGCGUAGCCAUUCAGGGAAGCGCCUGUACGACCUAUGCGAAAAUCCCGACAAGACGUUCUACUGGGACCAGACACACCCAACACAUGCUGGGUGGGAGGCUGUAAUGAAGGCGCUGCAACAGCCUUUGACGGAGUUUCUCGAUGAGGACUACAUUGCAUAAUGCAUCAGCUUGAUGGCUAGCUAGUUGGCGCAAUAUCUUUUAGGUUAGCUGUUAUAAAUAGGAUGCGAGUUUAGGAAGAAGGCUGUGAGUUUUUUCUACUUGUGUUUUGAUGGAGUUUUAGUCUAGUACAGUACUCAUGAAUAUUAUAGAUUAAACAUGAACGGGUGUUAAUUUUGCUUAUUA
Molecule: messenger RNA, 1437 nt
Organism: Triticum aestivum (bread wheat)
Lineage: Eukaryota; Viridiplantae; Streptophyta; Magnoliopsida; Poales; Poaceae
Product: GDSL esterase/lipase At5g03610-like
Exons: 5
Coding region: 151-1254 (367 amino acids)
Molecular function (GO): hydrolase activity, acting on ester bonds
Source: RefSeq, a predicted model, not a curated record